AUGUCUACCCCCGCCCCCACCCAAAAGACCAUCACUAUCGGCACCCGCAAGUCUAAACUGGCUCUGCUCCAAACAAACCUGGUCCUCGACGCAUUGAAGAAGGCAUUCCCCCAAUAUGAAUAUAAGAUCUUCUCCAAGGAGACAGCCGGUGACCUGAACACCACUAUCGCACUGCGCGAUUUCACUACCAAGAACCUGUGGACGGAAGAAUUGGAGGAAUUGAUGAUUGGCGGGCAGGUCGAUGUUAUCGUGCACUCGUUGAAAGAUGUCCCCACUACUCUCCCCUCUUCCUGCAAGCUAGGCCCGAGCAUGCCCCGCGAAGAUAGCAGGGAUGUUCUCGUGGUGAAACAAGGUUUGCCAUACAAGAGUCUGUCCGAGAUCCCCGCCGGCUCCGUGGUUGGAACCUCGUCCAUCCGCCGCACCGCCCAAUUAGCCCGGAAAUACCCCCACCUUAAGGUCCAGGAUGUCCGUGGCAACAUCGGCACUCGCCUAUCAAAGCUAGACGCCGAAGAUAGCCCUUACGCCUGUGUCAUCCUUGCCGCUGCUGGUCUGUUGCGUCUUGAUUUAGAGGAUCGUAUCACCCAAUAUCUGGACUCCAAGAACAGCGGCAUGCUCUAUGCCGUCGGGCAGGGUGCCCUUGGGAUCGAAAUUCGCAAGGAAGACACUGUUCUGCAAGAUAUGUUGGACACAAUUGGUCACCAGGAUACCACAUUCUCGGUUUUGGCCGAGCGGAGUCUUUUGCGGACUCUUGAGGGAGGCUGCAGUGCCCCGCUGGGCGUUGAAACUGAAUGGGUCCAAAAUAUGCAGGGUGCUAAGCAGUUGCGAAUGCGGUCUGUUGUUGUCAGUGUCGAUGGCAAAGAAUGUGCCCAGGUAGAAUUGGAAGCCGAUGUCACCUCUGCUGAAAGUGCUGAGGCCUUCGGUAUUACCGUAGCCAAGGCCCUGGUGGCUGACGGCGCAGGGGACAUUCUCGAGACUAUCCAGCAGAACAAGGCCAAGGAGAGCGUUUCUACUGCAGUCUAA
Molecule: messenger RNA, 1020 nt
Organism: Penicillium hordei
Lineage: Eukaryota; Fungi; Ascomycota; Eurotiomycetes; Eurotiales; Aspergillaceae
Product: porphobilinogen deaminase
Exons: 2
Coding region: 1-1020 (339 amino acids)
Biological process (GO): heme biosynthetic process
Cellular component (GO): cytoplasm
Molecular function (GO): hydroxymethylbilane synthase activity
Source: RefSeq, a predicted model, not a curated record